Suhomyces tanzawaensis NRRL Y-17324 is the source of this 2020-nucleotide messenger RNA. RefSeq lists its product as uncharacterized. Gene Ontology annotation, biological process: regulation of fatty acid beta-oxidation; protein processing. Gene Ontology annotation, cellular component: peroxisome. The coding region runs from base 371 to 1933 and encodes 520 amino acids. The record is from RefSeq and is a predicted model, not a curated record. The transcript has a single exon. NCBI's taxonomy places the organism in Eukaryota, Fungi, Ascomycota, Pichiomycetes, Serinales, Debaryomycetaceae. Gene Ontology annotation, molecular function: serine-type endopeptidase activity.
UUCCAAUUCCUCUAUAUCAUUUGCACAUAUAUUACAUAAUUACGUCAAUCACACUAGACCUCCACCUUUUGUAGUACUAUAUCUACCUCCAGCUGGCACGACCCCACGUUUGAGUCACGCACGACCUGAUAUCACAUGCGGAACCGUUCCAGAAUGCCAUCCACUCCAUCCAAAACUUCCACUGAUACCAGCAUCGUGUGGACUGUACCCAUUUCUCGAGGCUCUCACUACUCAUAUUCGCCUCUUCUCCGACAUAUCCUUCGACUCGACCUUUUUUCCCGCUUCCAGGGCUCCAUUUCUACCCUAUUCUUCCUAUUCUUCCCCAGAGCCGUUACUGCCAUUGCCCCACAAUCCACAACCACCCUGUCAAAUGUGGUCCUACGCCCCUGUGUCGAUACGUCUAGUCUCUUCGCAAGAGCUCCAUGGCCUAUCUGGCAUACAUCUAGUCCAAUGCGAUCCCAGCACCAAAUCGCUAGCAGCUGACCAAGAAGACUUCGUCCUCACGUUCAACUAUUUGCCCAAUCUCCAGGACUUCAACAUCAUUGUAAGCUCUCAUGGCUCAUCACAGACCUCCCAGGUCACCUGGUACCCUGCAAAAGUGCAUCAGUUGCACGAAAUACCCCUGCCAUUAACCGAAAAUCUCGACGACUUCAGAAAAAACGGAUUCAGACUCUUCCCCCACGAUUCCCAUAGAGCCAGCCUCUUGUCGGUGGCAGUGAUCAAGUUGGCCCACUCAGCACGCCAGCAGUUAUUCCAAAAUGCACAUUAUAGUGCGCUUCAAGUAGCAAAUCCUAAAACGGGACAGUCGAUGGAAAUCAUAUCCAACCCGUUCACCUUCAACAACUCACUCCUAUUCGCCAACUUUGUAUCUCGCGGCACCAUCAACUACUCUGUUGGUGGCUCCCACGCCCCAGUGGCGCAUUUGGCCGAUAUCAGAUACAUGGAAAACAUGAUUGGUGGAAUCGCCAAACAGGACGAUAAAUUGGUGGGAUUGGUCCUAGGCAACUUGAAGAAAUCAAAUGGUGAUGGCGAUUUGCUCACUGUGGUUCCCUGGAACAGUUUGAGGAAUCUAUUUGAUCAUAGUUCAUUAAUACCGAACAAACUCGCUGGGGUGGCUCUUCCCGAGAUCCGUCCACGAAAACUCGCCAAAAAUGCCCUAAGAACCCAGAAACUGGCUCUGGUGUUUCCUAUUCAGGUCAAGCAUCAGCUCACGUCGUCUUGGGGAUCUUGCGUGUACUAUAACCAAACCACAUUUAUCACGAACCUCCAUGUGGUUAAGCCAUUCCUCGACGAUCCAAAGCUGAAACUCGAAAUCCUUCUCGACAGUAAAACAUCCAUACUAUUCGAGCACUCCAACUGCAUCUCGACCCCAUCUCAGGCCCUUGAUCUUGUGUUUAUUAAAGUGGAUCCCCAGAAUAUUCUAAAACUCGAUGCAUACAUAUCUUCCAAUGAACCAAACCCUUCCAGUUUGAACGUUUGCACUGGAGACAAGGUCACCUCUUACAGUUAUGGGUUAUUCUUUAACCCCAAUGAUAUUACUCCUUUGGUUUCUACUGGUAUAAUUAACACAAUGUUGGCACUUCCAGUGGGUGCAAAACUGGGUGCAAAACACAAGACCAUCACUUCAAUGAUAGUCACUUCUUCGUCCUGCUGGAAUGGCUCCUCGGGAGGUGGGCUCUUCAAUAGUGAGGGUCGUUUGGUAGGCUUGAUCUGCUCGAACGCUCAGGUUUCCGUCCCCUCGCUUGAGGAAGGAACACCUCCAGCCAGUGUGAAGAUUCCUCAGAUCUCAUUCGUACUUCCCAUUGACCUCAUCAACUAUUGCUAUGUACAAGACAUGAACCGGACUAAGCUGGAAAUCAGCUCCGAUAUUGGCAACUUGUGGCAGUUGAAACAGUUUCAUGUGGAUAUAGUCCAAGAACUGUCGAAGUUGUAAGACAGACAUGUCCAGCAGUGGUGCUGAAGAAAUUGCUUUUGGUUUAAAUUAAACCCAUUUGAUAGAACAUAAAAGCACCAACAAUAU